Populus nigra (black poplar) is the source of this 974-nucleotide messenger RNA. RefSeq names its product enoyl-CoA delta isomerase 2, peroxisomal-like. The transcript has a single exon. NCBI's taxonomy places the organism in Eukaryota, Viridiplantae, Streptophyta, Magnoliopsida, Malpighiales, Salicaceae. Gene Ontology annotation, molecular function: enoyl-CoA hydratase activity; delta(3)-delta(2)-enoyl-CoA isomerase activity. Gene Ontology annotation, biological process: fatty acid beta-oxidation. The coding region runs from base 73 to 789 and encodes 238 amino acids. Gene Ontology annotation, cellular component: peroxisome. The record is from RefSeq and is a predicted model, not a curated record.
UUCCGAUUUCUAUAAUAACCAAAUUUCCUCCCCAAACAAUAUACGAUAUCAAUUUCUUAACCAUCACUAACCAUGUGCACAUUAGAGAAAACCGGCACCAACAUCUUCAUUUUAACAUUAACCGGCGCCGAUGAGCACCGUCUAAACCCCACUCUUAUCGACUCCAUCCUCUCCGCUCUUCGCCAAGCCAAAUCGCAAGCCACUAAAGGCUCGGUUCUCAUCACAACAUCGCGGGGCAAGUUCUUCUCCAACGGCUUCGAUCUAGCCUGGGCUCAAGCCGCCAGCUCCAAGCCCAAAGCAACCGAGCGUCUCCACCACAUGGUGGAACUUCUCAAGCCGGUGGUAGCCGAGCUAAUCUCUCUCCCUAUGCCAACCAUCGCGGCAGUCAACGGCCACGCAGCCGCCGCGGGGCUGAUCCUGGCUCUGAGUCAUGACUACAUCCACAUGAAGAGAGAUAGAGGUGUACUGUACAUGAGCGAGGUUGAUAUUGGGCUUCCGUUCCCUGAUUACUUCACAGCCCUUUUCAGGGCCAAGGUGGGAUCGCCGUCGGUCCUACGCGAUGUGUUGUUGAGAGGAGCCAAGGUUAAGGGAGACGAGGCGGUGAGGAGGGGGAUUGUGGAGGCGGCACACGAUAACGAGGAGAGGUUGAGUGAGGCUACGAUGCGCCUGGGGGAACAGUUGGCGUCGAGAAAAUGGCUUGGCGAGAUUUACAAGGAGAUAAGGAAGAGUUUGUAUCCAGAGUUAUGUGGCGUGCUUGGAUUGGACCAUCCAAUAAUUGCUAAACUCUGACAAAGAAAAUCCCUAAAAGAUUGGAAGGGUAGUAGUAGUAAUAAUGUUUUAAUUGUUAGUGAGGUCUUAAAUUAAAGUUUGCACUGAGUUGUGAACCCGUUCAUUGGCCCCCAGAAAUCAGAAUUUUCUAUCAUGUAGUGUUACUGAAGGGAUAAUUCAAUAAAUAAUGAUUGUGUCUCUGCUAA